Messenger RNA from Pararge aegeria (speckled wood butterfly), 919 nucleotides. RefSeq lists its product as uncharacterized. Bases 90 to 905 code for a protein of 271 amino acids. The record is from RefSeq and is a predicted model, not a curated record. Lineage: Eukaryota; Metazoa; Arthropoda; Insecta; Lepidoptera; Nymphalidae. Gene Ontology annotation, molecular function: protein binding. The transcript is spliced from 2 exons.
CCAGUUAAGUUACAUAGUCACUAUUUGUGUACAGUGUACAAAUGACGUGUGUUACUUAAACUAUACUCAUAUAAACUAAACAGCUAGAUAUGGAGCUUCUAAUAAUAUUAACCGCUGCUCUAGCCUUGACAUCAGCAGAUAAACACUGUAACGGCGUGGAUAUGGACGGAAAAUACUACAAUCUCAAUAUUAUCAAAGAAGGCAUAAGCCAUAUACACGAUUUAGCUGUCAACAGAAAUGAUGAUUCAAUAUAUUUCACUUACGAAGACGUUUCACAGAACGUUCUGAACAGAGUUCUAGGUCAUAUAGAUAUUGGAACUAAAGUAGCAACAGUUAUUCAAGGUAUCAGAAAUGCCACAGCGAUUGCUAUCGACAAUUUCAAUAAUAAAAUCUACGUAGGAGGCGCCGAUGGUUUAUUCAGAAUCAACGAACAUAAAGUACCGGAGAGACUUCCUAUACAGGACGAUGUUAAAUCAAUGCAUUACAAAAACGGAUUAUACUUCGUGAAUAACAGAAAUGAAGCUUACAAAUUUGAGGACGGUUUCGCUGCACCGAUACCAGAAUUAAACGGUAUUAAAGUUGAUAGACUCGUACUUGAUGAUGAUAACAAUAUAUUCUUUACUCAAGAUAAGAAGCUUUUCAGAAUCAAAUUAGGUACACGAGCCAUAAAUACACACGAGGGCCUCACAACGAAUGCUUUAUCAACUGAUAACUAUUCAAGAGCUUACAUAUGUACGGACAAAGGUGUAUACGCUUAUAAUAAAUAUAAAUUUGUGUUUGAUAAAAAAGCCGAUUUACGUAAUCUUAAGGCGCUGUCGUUUCGUAAAUUGAAUGAGCCAACUUAUGCUGUGGCUGAUUAUAUUAUUGAGCUUAAAUUAAGUCCCAUUGGUUGUUUUGAAGAUUAAAAUUGUAUGAAAAA